UUACAUCAUCAUCAUGGAAAGUUUGGGAAAUAUGGCCGCGCGCACACAGGGCAGAUUCGGCGACUGAAAGCUUCAGCGCGGUUCUAGUAGUGGCAGAGCGGCUUCGAGUGUUUACUUUUCACUUCGAGCUAUUUGAAAUGAGUGCACCAGCAUUGUACAGGUACAGGACAACAAAACAAUUUUGUGAAGAAUGCAGAACAGGACCUGAAGGAGCAAGACACAGGCCGCAUGCUCGAGUGAGAGAAACAGGGAUUCAUCUACGGAAAAUAGAAAAAGAAGUCGUCGCAAUAUUUCGUCGGGAACUUCUCACCGGCACCUCUUCUGUCUGAACGUAGCUGACCCUCUGACAAACGGACCCAAUUUUCUCUUUUAAAUUUACGUGGGAUGAGGACAGCACUCGGCAUUAAAGAAGAGGCAAGAGAUUCUUGUGACUUCGAGUCAUCACAUGCCAGGCCCUUUGGAAUCACAACUCCAUGAAAAUGAAGUUCUCUCUGGAGUUCCGGGAUCAGCCCGUGAGAGUGAAAUCGGAACCACCUGAUGUUGCAUGCCUGCCACAACAGGGCCAGGUACAUCAGCAGCACUGCAGCGAACAUCCUUCAGGAGGUGAUGCUUACGGAGUGACAGCUGGGAUGUGUGACGUUAAAGAGGAACCUCGAGAGGAAUCUUCAAAGGAACAUCCAAUCGUUGAAGUCAAAACGGAGCCUUAUAACGUUACAAUCUUGACUGGACAGGACCAAAUGGGACGCAAGUGUGAUUCAACAUCAGAAGGAGUGACAUCUGGGACGUGUCCUAUUAAGGAAGAACCUCGAGAGGAAUCUUCAAAUGAAGAUCCAAUCAUAGAAGUGAAAACAGAGGCUUACAAUGUUCCAGUCUUGGCAGAAGAGGAACAGAUGGGCUGUGACCCAACAUCAGGAGGCAUGACAGCUGGGACGUGUGACAUUAAAGAAGAAGCUCGAGAGGAAUCUUCAAAGGAACAUGCAAUCGUGGAAGUCAAAACGGAGCCUUAUAACGUUCCAGUCUUGACUGGACAGGACCAGGUGGGACACCACUGUCAAUCAACAUCAGAAGGAGCGAGAGAAACCGCUGCUUUGCUCCACGUGAACGACCAGCCCAGAGGCACUUGUGAUCACGAACCUUCAGGAUGUACUUCUUCAAAGGCACAGUUCAAGAUCUGCAAAAUAACGGUUGAACCACAAUUCGACAACACUCCACUAGUCACUACAAGCGAUCGACCCACUGGGCGUCUUCCAGGCCAGAGCAAGCUAUGUGCGCUUGAAUACAUGUCAAAAGACAGCCCGAGACACGACAUGUGCGCACAGUGUUACAAUGAGUCUGAAAUGUGUCCAGCUACUCCGCUGGAUGCUGAGAUGGGAGAUGAGUGCUUUAAGUAUGACGUCUGUCCCCCUAUAAUCUCGCGAUCUGGGAGCGACAAGAGCCACGUGUCAAAGCAUACUAUCGAGACGUCAUGCAAAUCUGAUCUCUCUUCUGCUCAGUUCCACCAGAGCAGGAGGCUGUGUUGUCACAGUCAAAUGCUUGUGGGCGAGAAGCCGCACAAGAGUGAUCUCUGCUCUGCGAAAUUCAGUGGGAUUGCGCACCAGCGGCUUCACAACCAAGCACAUACUGGCAAAAAGCCUUACAAGUGCGAUAUCUGCCCUGCGGAAUUCAAACGGAGUUCUCACCUGCUGAACCACAAGCGAACACACACGGGCGAGAAACCAUACAAGUGUGACGUCUGCCCUGCGGAGUUCAGUCGGAGCGGGAAACUGCAGCGGCACAAGCGAACACACACGGGUGAGAAGCCAUACAAGUGUGAUGUCUGCCAUGCUGAGUUCAGGCAGAGCGGGAAUCUACAGCAGCACAGGCGAACACACACGGGCGAGAAGCCAUACAAGUGCGACGUCUGCCAUGCCGAGUUCAGCCGGAGUGCGACGCUACAUAAUCACAAGCGGACACACACCGGCGAGAAACCAUACAAGUGCGAUGUCUGCCCUGCGGAGUUUAGCCGGAAUGGGAACCUGCAGCAACACAAGCGGACACACACGGGCGAGAAGCCAUACAAGUGCCAUGUCUGUCCUGCGGAGUUCAAUGACAGAGGGCACCUACAGUGUCACAAACGGACACAUACGGGAGCAAGAGAAACCGCUGCUUCGCUCCACGUAAAGGACCAGCCCAGAGGCAUUUGCGAUGAAGAAUCAUCAGGUUGCACUUUUUCAGAGACACCGUUCAAGAUCAGCGCAAUAACCGUUGAACCACAAUUUGACAGCACUUCACGAGUCAUUACAAACGGUCGAGCCACUGAACGGCUUCAAGACCAAAGCGAGCCAUGUGCACUUGUGUACGCGUCGAAAGACAGCCGGAAACACCACACGUUUGCACAGUGUCAGAAUGAGUCUGAAAUGUGUCCCACUGUUCCUCCACUGGCUGCUGAAAUGCAAGAGGAGGGUACUGGGUGUGUCAUCUGUUCCUCCUCUCUUCCUGCAUUCUCGCGGUCGAGUGACCAGCACAUCGCAAAGUUCAACCGGAUUGUGCACCAGUUGCGCCUUCGUAAGCGAGCGUGCACGGGUGAGAAGCCAUACAAAUGCCAUGUCUGCCCUGCACAGUUCACCCGGAGUGCCCAACUGAAGUAUCACUGGCGGACACACAAGGACGAGAAGCCAUACAAGUGCAAUCUCUGUCCUGCAGAGUUCAGCGUAAGCGGGAAUCUACAGCAGCACAAGCGGACACACGCGGGUGAGAAGCCAUACAAGUGCAAUUUCUGUCCUGCAGAGUUCAGCCGGAGCGGCCUCCUACAACGUCACAGGCAGACACACACGGGUGAGAAGCCAUACAAGUGCGAUGUCUGCCCUGCAAGGUUCAGUCAGAGCGGGAAUCUACAGGGUCACAUGCGCACGCACACAGGAGAGAAGCCGUACAAGUGCGAUGUAUGCCCUGCGCAGUUCAGAUUGGGCGGCCACCUACAGCGUCACAAGCAGACACACACGGGCGAAAAGCCAUAUAAGUGCGAUGUCUGCCCUGCAGAGUUCAGCCGGAGCAGCCACCUAAAACGUCACAAGCAGACACACACGGGUGAGAAGCCAUACAAAUGCCAUCUCUGCCCUGCACAGUUCACCCAGAGUGCCCAACUGAAGUAUCACUGGCGGACACACAUGGGCGAGAAGCCAUACAAGUGCAAUCUCUGUCCUGCAGAGUUCAGUGUAAGCGGGAAUCUACAGCAGCACAAGCGGACGCACACGGGUGAGAAGCCAUACAAGUGCAAUUUCUGUCCUGCAGAAUUUAGGCAGGGCGGCCAUCUACAGGGUCACAUGCGCACGCACACAGGAGAGAAGCCAUACAAGUGCGAUGUCUGCCCUGCAGAGUUCACCCGGAGCAGCUAUCUACAGCAUCACAAGCGGAGACACACGGGCGAGAAGCCAUACAAGUGCGAUGUCUGCCCUGCAAAGUUCUGCCGGAGCGGCCACCUACAAUGUCACAGGCAGACACACACGGGUGAGAAGCCAUACAAGUGCGAUGUCUGCCAUGCAGGGUUCAGUCAGAGCGGGAAUCUACAGGGUCACAUGCGCACGCACACAGGAGAGAAGCCAUACAAGUGCGAUGUAUGCCCUGCGCAGUUCAGAUUGGGCGGCCACCUACAGCGUCACAAGCAGACACACACGGGCGAAAAGCCAUAUAAGUGCAAUGUCUGCCCUGCAGAGUUCAGCCGGAGCAGCGACCUAAAACGUCACAAGCAGACACACACGGGCGAGAAGCCAUACAAGUGCGAUGUCUGCCCUGCAGAGUUCAGCCGGAGCGGCCAUCUACGGGGUCACAAGCGCACGCACACAGAAGAGAAGCCAUAGAAGUGCAAUGCCUGCCCUGCAGAGUUCAGCGAGAGCAUAAAUGUACAGCAUCACACGCAGACACACACAGGCGAGAAGCCAUACAAGUGCGAUGUCUGCCCUGCAGAGUUCACCCGGAGCAGCUAUCUACAGCAUCACAAGCGGAGACACACGGGCGAGAAGCCAUACAAGUGCGAUGUCUGCCCUGCAGAGUUCAGCCGGAGCGGCCAUCUACGGGGUCACAAGCGCACGCACACAGAAGAGAAGCCAUAGAAGUGCAAUGCCUGCCCUGCAGAGUUCAGCGAGAGCAUAAAUGUACAGCAUCACAUGCAGACACACAGGCGAGAAGCCAUACAAGUGCAACGUCUGCCCUAUGGAGUUCAUCCAUAGCACAAACCUACAUCGUCACAAGCAGACGCACACAGGUGAGAAGCCAUACAAAUGUCAUAUGUGCCCUGCAGAGUUCAGCUACAGUGGGAACCUACAGCAGCACUAGCGGACACAUACGGGCGAGAAGCCAUACAAGUGCAAUAUCUGCCCUGCGGAGUUCAGCCAAAAUGUGGACCUACAGAAUCGCAAGUGGACACACACGAGUGAAAAGCCGUACAAGUGCGACGUGUGCCCUGCAGCAUUCAUCCAGAGCGGAAAGCUUCGGCACAAGCUGGGACGUGCUGCCGAGUUCGGCCAUAGCAUGAGUCGGUCGUAUCCAUAGCUCGGCAUCUAGAUAAAUAAAGCAUGAGUUGAGCCACAGGCCACGCA
Messenger RNA from Ornithodoros turicata, 4574 nucleotides. RefSeq names its product zinc finger protein 271-like. Gene Ontology annotation, molecular function: RNA polymerase II cis-regulatory region sequence-specific DNA binding; DNA-binding transcription factor activity, RNA polymerase II-specific. NCBI's taxonomy places the organism in Eukaryota, Metazoa, Arthropoda, Arachnida, Ixodida, Argasidae. Bases 474 to 3836 code for a protein of 1120 amino acids. Gene Ontology annotation, biological process: regulation of transcription by RNA polymerase II. The transcript has 9 exons. The record is from RefSeq and is a predicted model, not a curated record. Gene Ontology annotation, cellular component: nucleus.